Messenger RNA from Phalacrocorax carbo (great cormorant), 3720 nucleotides. The record is from RefSeq and is a predicted model, not a curated record. NCBI's taxonomy places the organism in Eukaryota, Metazoa, Chordata, Aves, Suliformes, Phalacrocoracidae.
AGAAGGCAGCGGAUGGCGGCGGCGGGGCCGGUGGGGGGAUGGAGGGCGGCGAGACGGGCGGCGGUGGGCUUUUGCAGCAGAUCCUCAGCCUCCGCCUGGUGCCGCGUGUGGGCAAUGGCACCACUACCUACUCCAGCCCACUCUCCACCUUCCCAGAGAUGUGGUAUGGUGUCUUCCUGUGGGCGCUCGUCUCCUCCCUCUCCUUCCACGUCCCAGCCGCUUUGCUAGCGCUCUUCACGCUGAGGCAUCACAAGUAUGGCAGGUUCAUGUCCGUGAGCCUCCUGCUGAUGGGCAUCGUGGGACCCAUUACCGCCGGCAUCUUAACGAGUGCUGCCAUUGCUGGAGUUUACAGAGCUGCGGGGAAAAAAAUGAUUCCCUUUGAAGCCCUCAUUUUAGGAGUGGGCCAGACAUUCUGCGUGGUGGUGGUUUCAUUUCUCCGCAUUUUAGCCACUCUCUAGCUCUUUCUCAGACACUAGAGAUCACAGGUUGAAGGAAGGGCAAAGGAUCUGCCACUUGUGCCACCUCUGAAGCAGAUCAGAAGGGAGCGCAACUUGAGGCAUGCCCAGUAUGCACUUCUCCACUGGUUAAAGGAUACACAAAGGCCUGCUUCUACCUCCAGCGGGGCUUAAAAUUAAGCUAAAAAUUGUUAAUUUUGUUACUUUUUGGUAACAUUAAGUGCCAAGUGAAACUUUAUUUCUCUGGAGGAUAGGAAAAAGGGCUUCCAGAGGAAGAGGCCCACGUACCUUUUACCAGUGAUGAAUUGCAGCAACAGGACAUAAUUAAGAUGUGACAUGGUCUGGUUUUGGGUAGAAUCAGUGCUAGAGGGUGGUGUGAUGUCUUUGGAGCAUGCUUAAUGCUUUGACUUCCUGCUGCUUUGUUUGCAGUGAAUCUGAAGCUCUUUUAAUGUGAAUUUUUUAAAUGACAGACUUAAUUUGUUUUCUUCCUGGCCCCAACUUUCUCAUACCAGGUCUUGGUCAUAGUGAAUUUGGGAGCAGCAAAAGGAAAAAACAUUUUAGACAGAUGAAAGUGAAAAUUUGCAGCCAAGAGCUGUGACUAUGAAUGCUGCGGCGGCAGGGGAAAUAACCAGCGUAAAGAGGAUCACUGGUUUUGUGAAUUUUAUUACAGUGAAGCUCUUCAGGCACUGUAUACCUUCUGCCUGAGCGGUGAAGCGCAGCUGAACGAGCGUGAUGCCCCACUGCCCAGGCUAGAAAUCCCCAGGGAGGUGUGUGAGUGUGCGCUGUUGCUUCUCAGGCUCUGAAGGGGGCUCAUAUUUUUAAACUUCUCCGUUCUCCUUUUACUUGCUGAACAUGUUUACGUUGGGGUGGCGGAUUUGGGCAUCUUCACUAAUAUGUAAACGUCACUGGCUGGCUUAUAUAAAAUUCAGCAGGCUGCUGCUUUGGUGACUGUGCUGGUGAGAGCUGCACGGCCGGCGUUGGGUUGUUGCUGGUGAGAACUACACACUGGUGUUGGGUUGUCGUGACUCAGGCCUUCCCUGGUGUGGAGGUGGGGAGCACACUGUGUUUUCGGCACCCAGCCCGCAGCAUGCCAGUGAGCGAGAUGCCUGCGAGGGUCCCAGGAAAAGCCCGGGGGAUUCCUGUGUCUGUCAGGGACGAGCCAUGUGAACAUAGCCCCAUGCUGACCCUUACUGGCAGGCAGUAAGGUGUCCUCUAAUGAAUUGUUUUAGUUUGUUUUAAGAGUCUUUUAACUAACUCUUAGCUCAGCCCUCUUGCCUGGAAGCCUGCCCGACAGGUGGGGCUCUUGGGUAGCUGGCUGGGCACUUUCUGGGGGCUUGGAUUUUUGGGGCCCUUGGGGACACUGAGGCCCAAUCCCAAGGAUGCAGCUGGGCAGUGCAGCCAGCCCGGCGGCUUUGCUGAGGUCCUUGUUCAUUUAUUACCAGCUGACAGUCGUGUGGGCUGCUGAGGGAAGGUGCCCUCUACAUCCAGCCUCCCAGGACACACGUCCCAUCUCUGUUUUUGCUGAACUUUGGUUUCCAAACCAGCUCGCCUUUUGUAGCUGCAGCAUUUCCUAAGGCUAGUUAUAUUGUGUGAACCCCAUGUCUUCUGUGCUGAAACAACCCUCGACAGGGCCAUGUGUUUAUCAUGAAAAAUAAUUUCUCUCUAUGUACUAACUUCUCCGCAGUGGCCUGUUGACAUCUGAUGGAGAGAGGUGUUUUCCAGGAGACACUUACUGAGACUACUCUAAACUUUAGCCUGUGUUAAUUCAGGGAAUAAAGGUGUGCAUUUUAGGAGAGACUUCAGUGUGAAUCCUCCAUAGGUGGGUGAGGUCCAAGCGGUAUAAUGUGUACUAAACUCUGGAUCUUCAGAGUGCCCCGUGUGCUGUGCUGUUAGCAGCAAGCCGGUCUUCCUACCACCUGGUCCUCCGGGGGAAGGUUGGGCCUCUCCUUCCCUCUUUGCUUCUACCCCCAGUGGAAAAGCAGGAAUAAUGAUCUCUCUAGAUGUCUUUCCCCCUUCCAACUUCUUAUUUCAAAUAGCUGCAUACACAGCGUGUGCCCAGAGUGCCUGGAUUAAUUCACAUGAAUUAUCCUGCGUUUUCCUGGAUGGAUUAAAAGUCCCUUGUGAGACUUAGACUGGGCAGGUCUUACCUUUCAGGUGAAGCGAGAAACCAGUGUCCUGGGCACCUGCUGCACUCCCCUUUCCCGCUGCCCCAGUGCCUGGCAUCCCUCAGGAACAAGGACUAAGCUGAUUACAACUGGGUAAGCACUUUAUCGGUGUGCCACGUGCUGUGGCACGAGGAUGGUUCCUCUGCAGUAAUGGGGCUGAGGCACGCAGGGGACAAAUCUGGGCUGUUAAGAGCUGAGAACAAAUUAAAAAAAAGAAGAAAAUAUCACUCAAUGCUGGGCAAACUGAAAACCUCCUCUUUUCUACCCACUGUGAUCUCCCAAAGUCCGUUUUGAGGGGAGAGGUCUGCUUCACGUGAAAUAUUGGCAGCUCAGCCACUGUUUGGAAGUGGAGUGGUUGGAGCUGGCAGUGCGCCUCUGUGCCCAGGCACCGGGAGAUUUUCAGGGAAUUCUUGCAUAAAAGGUGAACAAUCAGCUGCUGACUUGUCUGGACAGGUAUUAGCGCUGGCAGAGAGUUCUUAGUGUCACUUCAGUACUCUCAGAGCAUCCUCCGCCCGUCGGCUGCCUCCCCGACCUCCCUCUCCAGUAAAACCAGAUCCAGGAUGGGAAGGGGGUGUAGGUUUGAGUUGAUGCACCAGAUCGGUCAUUGCCGCUUGUAGUUUCCUCUCCUCUCAUCACCGCGGUUUGGUCUUCCCUUUGUGUUCCUUACACUGAGUGAGGCGCGCAGAGGAAUUCCAUCGGUUUUCAGCAGGUGUCAGUAGACUUUGCUUAGUCAAACUCGUCAAAAGCUGCAAAGAGCUUGCAAAAAUGCCAGUUCCGAAGUGUCCCAGGCCCGGCAGAGCUGUGAGCCCCUGGCCAGGGAGCCCUGCCAGAAACCUCUAUCAAGAAAACACCUUGCAGAGAAACCGCCUGCCCUGGAGAAACAUCACUGCUUGAGCUGAGACUUGUGGCCCUGCUUUCUGUAUACGAAUGUCCUCUGUGCUGGGCUGAUGUAGAUACCACCCAACUUCCUAUCUUGCUAAUGACUGCAGCUGUCAUGAACAAAUCUUUGUAUGAUAGAAAACUCUGUAGAUUUUAUUUUUCUACUGACACUUCUAAUCCUGGUGGUGAUUAUCAGUAAAUUAUGUAAUGAUUGAGGUGAA